AUAUAUAAUGAAUGUAAAUUACAAAAGCGCUUAGAAUAGCACCCUCGUAAAUUUUACAUUCACUUAUAUUAAAGGUUUACCCUUAUUAAAGACCCCACCACUAAAGAUGACCCUUGUAACACAUCCUACCAGUCUUUCUUUGCAGCAGCAAGAAUAUAUAUAAAAGUUCUUAAGAGGGAGGAACAAUAAUUUACACCUGGAAAGAUCAUGUUCUGUCCCUUUAAGCACAUUGCCAAGUAAUUUGUUUUGAUUUGCUGCAUUUGGUGACCUUUGCAUUUAUGUGGAAAGUUCAUUCUUUGUUGCCUGAGCUGAUACAGGAGAGACGGUGUUUUUAUUUGCCAUGUCUCAGCCGACUUCUCAAGACAUACAGGUUCUCCCUGCCACUGCCUGUGACUAUGAGGAGGUGAUGUCCAUCUCAGAAGGGGUAUACAGUGGGGUGGAUUAUCUUCCAGCUAGGUACCAUGAGUGGCUGGAGGACCCUCAGCGAGAGAUGUUCCUGGCCAGGUUGGAUGGAAGAGUGGUGGGUUUUGAGUCCUACGUGCUGGUAGACGCCGGUGUCACUGCUGUUUUCCAAGGUCUACGUGUUGCAUCCUGGAAGAGAAGCUCCGGAGUAGCGGGAAUAAUUCAGCGAAUAUGCAUAGAUCAUCUGCAGUCUAAUCAUCCUGAUGUCACCACAAUUCGCCUGACAAGGGUAGAAGACCCUCCAUCAUCAGUGAGCAAGUACCGACUGUUACAUUCUAAGGCAGUGGUCUCAGUGAUCCUGCACCAUGACCAACUAGACCAUGCAGUGAAGUUGCUGAAGCAUCGGGUGGCGAGUGCUUGUGAGAGGCGACCUCUUGAUGCCCUUACCCCUGAAGAGGUUCUAAGUUUGUUUGAGAAUUCCUGUACUGCCUCGGGGCUGCUUCCUAAUGGGCUUCUUAUCCAAGGUUGGCUUCCGCUUUCUACCCACAGAUCCAACCUGGAGUUAUUGCUACAAAGGGGAAUUGUCUGGUUCCAUUCUGAACACUGUGAAGAGACAAGCGACUGUGACAGCACCUCUAAAUCUAGAGAUGCCAGUGGUACCAUUUGUCCUUUUUCUUCCUCUGGGUUCCUUAGCCUGGGCACCCCUCCCUACUCUGUGCCUCUAGGAGAUGGUAUGCACCGGUUUGACAUUGAUCUGUUUGGAACUGAUCCUAUUUCUGCAAAAACCCAUGUGCUACACCAGUUGAUUAAAGGAGUGCAAUUACUGCCUCCAGGGGCCGGUAUUGUUUGUUUCUUGUAUGCAGAAAUGAGUCUUCAUGCCGAACUUACUAAUUUCUGCCAAGACCUUACCCCAUUUCCUCUAUGGAAGCAGCAAAUUGUCCUAGAGAGGGAUAUCUAG
Molecule: messenger RNA, 1360 nt
Organism: Xenopus laevis (African clawed frog)
Lineage: Eukaryota; Metazoa; Chordata; Amphibia; Anura; Pipidae
Product: provisional ortholog of N-acetyltransferase 16 (putative) S homeolog
Exons: 3
Coding region: 341-1360 (339 amino acids)
Molecular function (GO): transferase activity; acyltransferase activity, transferring groups other than amino-acyl groups; acetyltransferase activity
Source: RefSeq, a predicted model, not a curated record